Geosmithia morbida is the source of this 1722-nucleotide messenger RNA. RefSeq lists its product as uncharacterized. The transcript has 3 exons. NCBI's taxonomy places the organism in Eukaryota, Fungi, Ascomycota, Sordariomycetes, Hypocreales, Bionectriaceae. Gene Ontology annotation, molecular function: DNA binding; zinc ion binding. Bases 1 to 1722 code for a protein of 573 amino acids. The record is from RefSeq and is a predicted model, not a curated record. Gene Ontology annotation, biological process: DNA-templated transcription.
AUGGAAGUUCUUCAACACGAGCGGAGCCAGACUCUUGUUAAUAUCACUGGACAUGGUAUUAACGAGACUGAUCUCAGGUUCGGUGCGAUGCGGCGUCAGGCCAAACCUGCUCCGGAUGCCGCUCUUCUGGCGUUCAUUCGACUUUCUGGGAAAGCUGAGAGGUUAUAUGGCAGCAUCGUCUACGUCGGACAAGAGUACUCCAACGUCAAUUAUCUGCUCCGGAACCGUGCACGCAACCAGGCCGCCUAUCACUUCCCGGCAAACCAGAUCUCGCGAGAGUACACCGGUCAUGAGCUGUACCGGAUCCCGCGAGAGGCCUUCACCAUGCCCUCCCCCGAGCUGGUCGAUGAGCUUCUGGGAAGUUAUUUCCGACAUGUCAACCCGGGAUUCCCGAUCCUCGACGAGGACAUCUUCAUGGCACAGUACCGGAAUAAGGACCCCGCUAACCCCCCGAGUCUGUUGGUGCUCCAGGCUGUCCUCCUAGUCGGAGCGCACGUAUCGAGAGACCGACCGGAUCGCGAUGAUUUGAAGGUGGCCUUCUUCCGUCGCGCAAAGAUGCUCUUCGACGCCAGAUUCGAGUGGAACCGGGACGUCGUCGUACAAGCCGCCCUUCUUCUCACAUGGCACUCCGAAGGCGUGGAAGACAUCGGGGCGAACUCUUACCACUGGGUGGGCGUCGCUGCGAGGACUGCACAAGGACUGGGGAUGCACCGCGACACGGGUCCCACCACUCUAGUGGCCCACGACAAGAGACUCUGGAAGAGGCUGUGGUGGAUCUUGUUCCAGUUUGACGUCCUCGUAUCACUGUCAUACGGACGUCCCCAGGCCAUUAACCUGGACGAUUGUGAUGUCCCUGAGCUGGGUCCCGCAGACUUUGACCACUUGGGGGAAAAUGUCGACGCGGAUUUUCUGAUCCAUCAAACGCAGCUUUGUUGUGUCAUAUCGAGAGCCGUUAAGAGGACCUAUGGCUUGAAAGCCUCCCCCCCUCAUAGAAGGGCGGCUCUGGUAGAGGCAGACAGGAUGUUGGCUAGGUGGAUAUCGCGUCUUCCUGUUAGUCUUAGGCGAGCUGGCGAUCAGCAGAAUGCAUCGUUCUGGCAGGCGGUCCUUCAUAUCAACUACAAUAACUUUUUGAUUCUCUUACACAGGCCUCCGCCGCGUCCAGCGUCGAUACCCGGAGCCAAUAAACAGGAUGAUAUGAAAAUCUGCUUUGAUGCCGCGACAACCAUGGCUUCCCUCUUUGAGACGAUUGUGGCCCAAGGCCGUCUGCGCUAUAUGAACUUCUUUGCCGUAGAUGCCCUCUUUACAGGCUUAAUUCAGCUGAGUGCCGAGAUGCGGGGGGUCAACCCGAUAUUGUCGGCGAAUGCAAAAACGAUAUUCGACUCUGCACUUGGCAUUUUGCACUCCCUAUCGGAGUACUGGCUGAACGGAGAGAUGAUACUCAGACUGUUCAGAGAUACCUCCGAGAAUCUACGACAGCAACUUCAAAUAGGUGAGAGAACAAUCGGAGGGGAUCAUCGGGAAGAUUCCACAAACAGCGAGUCGGCCAUGACUGCCGCUGAGCCUCAACCCGAUAAAGCUGCCGGGUGUAGCAGUAUUGACUGGGGAUCUGGGAUGGACCUGACUCAUGCUGCUAUGCUCAAUGACCAGCUGGACUGGUCCAACAUGUACUGGGAACAGUCAGGGUUCACAUCACUUAGUCCCUUUACAAACAUGACCCCAUGA